Molecule: messenger RNA, 3108 nt
Organism: Osmerus eperlanus (European smelt)
Lineage: Eukaryota; Metazoa; Chordata; Actinopteri; Osmeriformes; Osmeridae
Product: sushi, von Willebrand factor type A, EGF and pentraxin domain-containing protein 1-like
Exons: 12
Coding region: 105-1649 (514 amino acids)
Source: RefSeq, a predicted model, not a curated record
CAUUUUAUACCUCCUCCAAUUUUAAGGCUUUAAAGUGCGCGCAACAAUUUCCUAAACUCAAACAAGAUAAAGGGCUGAAGUUGUCAAGGUGUAGGUCCUACAUAAUGGACCAUCUAGCAUGGUGUUUCGUAUUUUUGGCGUAUGUACAUGCCUCAGCUCAACUUCCAGCAAAUUGCGGUCCACCACAGUCUUAUCCGUACACCAAACUUGAUGAGAGGAGAAUAAACUACAACAAUCCCGCUAAAGUUUACUACAAAUGCGAUGAGGAUUAUGUGUCAUCCGAUGGCAGUCGCUUCAUCGAGUGUGUACAUGGAACAUGGACAAAAUUAGCACUAAAGUGUAAAAAGAAGUCAUGUGGUCCUCCUCCUCAUCUCCUCAAUGGCCGCUUUGUAUAUCAAGGGAGUUUAGUAGGAGACCAGGCUCAACCAGUGUGCAAUGAUGGAUACAAACUGAAAGGGUUCAAUGAAAACAUCAUAUGCAAGAGCUCUGGUUGGAGUGGGAAUCAGCCAACUUGUGAAGAGGGAGGAGCUGCCUUGGUGCCAUCUGUCAUGACUACGUGCCAGAAACCCUCCAUAGAUGAAGGUGUGGUGACUGGAGGCAGUGUGUCAGUGUACAGCAUUGGAGAAUCUGUGACCUUCACCUGCAACCCAGGCUUCUCCAUGUCUGGAUCUCGGCAGAUCUCCUGUGGUCUAGAAGGCAAAUGGCUGCCUCAGCUCCCUACAUGUCUGAGGUCCAAAGCUUCAUGCAAACCUCAUCAUAACCAGAAGAUAAAUAAUAACACAGUGGUUGUGGGACAGAAGACGGAGUAUAAAGCUGGAGAUUCUCUCUCCUUCUCUUGUACACAUUUUUUCACUUUGAUUGGAUCACCCACUGUUACAUGUGCCUCUAAUGGAACUUGGACCUCUCCCCGUCCGAAGUGCAAAAGAUUGCAGUGCCGAGAAUUGAACAUAACUCAAGGAAAACUUUCCAGCAAGCACAAAAGGGCUGGUGAAGAAAUUACAAUCACCUGUGAUGAAGGAUACCAGCUCAGAGGGGCAGCAAAAGUUGUUUGUUUGAAGGAGGGAAAGUGGAGUGAGGUUCCAACAUGUGAAUCAGAAAACCAACCACAACUUGGCUGUAAACAGCCAGCUUACAUUUCCAGUGCCACCGUAAGUGUCCACUACAGAGAACAGAGCUUCUUUCCUGAGGGAGCCAAGGUUCGUUACAUGUGUCAUGUCGGGUAUGAAUGGAAAGACGGCCAUCCGUACCGCACCUGUAAAGGAGGAACUUGGACAGCACUACAAAUGAUAUGUGAACCUAAAUCCUGUGGUAAUGCUGGAGAGAUAUUGUAUGGCAGCUAUGAGUACGCUGGAACACAGUUUGGAGAUACCAUCAAAGCAGUUUGUGAUCAUGGGUACCAACUUGUUGGACGGGCUACCAGGAGAUGUAUGGCUGGAUUCUGGGACGGUCACCCACCUGUCUGUGAAGCUGUGCAGUGUGAAGAUCUCCGUGAGGAUCCCAACAUGGCAAUAACUGACUCCUUAGGACCACCUUAUGUGUACCCAACUAUGAUUGGCUUCCGGUGUCGCCGAGGGACACUGGUUGGACCAGAAAGGAUCUACUGUACCGAGGAUGGGACAUGGAGUCAACAGCCGCCAAAAUGCAAAUAAAGCUCGAAAAGGAAGAAGUGAACAUGAGUCUGUCUGGCACGUCUGCUUAAAGCAGCCGACAUCAACUGAAACCAUCAUAUUUAACAGUCACAAUAAUAUAGAACUUCAGGUUCAGUUUUUUUACCCAAUAAUAAGCUAAACAUAUUUAUUUAUUAUGAUUUAACAUAAGAUUUUACAUCUUUUCAGCAUUUUGCUAAAUUGCUUUAUUGCAACUGACAGUAGAAAACCUUUAUUAUAUAAACUGAAGAAAAUAAGAUGAGUAUCAGGUAUUGAGACAUGAAAUAAUUUCUGAAACUAAUCUCAAGUACAGUAUGUUUAUUUGAAUAAGUGUUUUGUGGAGUUAGUAACAAGUUUAUAACCUUGUUUAAUUUCAGCUCUGUACAUUUUGAACAGUUGAUACUUACACAUACAUGUGCUUCUUGUUCUCUAUGGACUGAACACAGUGAGUGAACGUUUUAUGAACAAAUGAGAGCUACAAGAAAUUUAAGAACACCAAUUCCAUUCAUUUAAAAAGACAAUACAAAAUCCAGACAUUUUUUACAUGAGCAAUAACAAUUUUCAAGUGCAAAUACCAUUAUCCACUCUAUGAUACAUCAUAGCAAACUCAACUCUUGUUAAAAAGGCAAACAAAACCGUUGUGUUCAGGUUGCAGGAGGAGAGAGAAGAGGGUGGGGCAUAGUUGGGUUGUGACAGUGAGCGCUAUGACCUGGUUGAUAUUGACAUUUAAAUUCUUGGAUCAGGAAAUCAAUUUGACACUGUGCCAUCAGCAACCGAAGAUAAACAGCUUAGUAGCUGGUCUUUUUUUAACACUCAAAGAAACAAAAGGGCUGUGUUCGUGUGAUGUACAGUUGUUCUUUACCGUGAGAUUGCAUGGCAAUGUCUAUGACUGAAACAAUGUGGUAACAAUCCCCUCUUUCUUAUCCCAAAGCUCAUGUGCUUACAUCUAAGUGAAGGUAGUGUACGAUAACUUUUGAAGUACACCUUUUUUAUUUUAUUUUAUUUACAAUGAUGGAAAAUAUAAAAAUGUCAAAGGGCCUCCAAGAAUAUCCAUUCCAUACUUAAGAGCAGUGAUAUUCUGUUAAAUCUUUUAUCAACAAAAUGUUGACUAUGUCAUGGUUACCUACCAUCAUUGUCAUUUGCUUUACACUGACAAUGCCAUUGUCAGCAAAAAGAAUUACUACACAAACUACAUUUGUUUUCUCAAUCAAUUUGGCAUAUUUAAUGUUUUAAAGAAGUUAACACGGUUGUCUAAUAGUUCAGUUACAUUUAUUGUUUCUUUUCAAUUAUCAAUGUAUUUAAAUGACAUUUGUAUGGUGUUGAUAACAGAUUCUUUAAUUAGCAUGAAUAUAUGCAGUUUUGCAGGCUGUUACAUGUAAUUUCAUUUAGAUGGUUCUGUCUAUUAUUUUGAGAGCAAGGAGUUUGAAGCAAGGCCAAAUAAAUGGAGAAUUGCUCGACUCUU